This is a messenger RNA of Cylindrotheca closterium, 2049 nucleotides long. NCBI's taxonomy places the organism in Eukaryota, Bacillariophyta, Bacillariophyceae, Bacillariales, Bacillariaceae. The record is from the annotation of a GenBank genome assembly.
AUGGGGAUGGUCACUUUUCUUCGACCAAGAGAGACGAGCAAUAGAAUAUGGGCCUUUGGAAAUGACACUACCUGCACGUACGGCGCAUUCAUGGUCCAAGCAACAACUGCUGGAAUCUGGUACCAGGGGAUGUUAUCAAUCUACUUUUUGUUGACUACUCGAUAUGGUAUGAAAAAUGCUACUAUCGCCAAGCGCAUUGAGCUAUUUAUGCACAUCGUGGCAAUCGGAUAUCCACUGUGCACUGCCAUUGCUGGUGCUGCCAUGGGCAUCUAUGGGGAGAGGGCUGGAGGAGCAUCAUGUUAUGUGAGAAACUACGAUUACUCGAGUGCCAAACCAUUUGAACUGCAAGAACGAAACAUCCAACGCUCGAAAGUUAUAAUCAUAUUCGUUGGUAUACCUAUGGUUGGAGUCGCCCUGUGUUUGGCCUUUACGCAGUUGAGCAUUUAUUGGUUUGUUCGAACCCACACUCGGAAGUUUUCAAUUCAAGAAAAAGAAGAUUCAACACCGAGCAAUAAAGUGAACAUAUCAUUUGGUUGCAGCGGACGAUACAUGGAAGAUUUGUCUCAAGAAUCUUCCAGCGUCCCGAGCAGCAAAAAUGUUCCUCCAAGCAACAAAUACAAGAAGAAGAACAAGAAACAAUCGCAGCGACUACAGCUAGUUUGUUCACAGGCACUUCUGUUUGUGAUAUCCUUUUUUUUAUGCAAUGUUUGGAAUCUGGUUAUCAUCGGCUUACAGGCGAGCGUUAAGACUCGAGCAGAUGAAAUGGAAAAGAUGGUAGAGGACUUCCCCGUGCUUGUCAUACAAACUAUGAUGCUUCCAAUCCAAGGGUUUUUCAAUUGUCUAAUAUUCUGUCGACCCAAGUACUUGAUGCUGAGACAAGAGUUCCCAUAUGAAGGGAAGCGAUGGGCCGUGAAACGAAUAUUUCUUGGCGACAAGCUUCCUCCGACUGAUGGUGCCGGUCGUUGCAUGGUUGGGACCCUUGUGGAUAUUGUAGCCCAACAAAAGGACUUGUCCCAAUCAGAAGCAGCCGAUACACCGGUUGGGGACACGCUGACUUCUAACUCAGUUCCGCCAGCACGCCUUCCACGCAACAUGCUAUCAUCUUUGACAGCAAGCUACGGCGACUUUGACGAUGACUCUGAUGUACUAGACGAAGACGGCCGAUGGCACGACGUCAGUCCGCAAGGAAACCAGAAUUCUCCAGCCUGCUUUGCCUCUAGUCGGAACCGAACGUCAUCGUUGGGGGCCAUCAGUGAACUGUCAGAAUCUGUUUUUGAUUUGACUCCAUAUCAGGCCAACGGAUCGCAUCUUUCUGUAGCUUCGGCGGGAAUGCCAGCACCCACAGAACCAUCAGAGAGUCGUUGGAAAGAUGGAUCAACAUCAGCACCAGUGACUGCUCCUCCGAGACCUGCUCUAUCUACUGUGGAAAGCAGUGAAGAUGACUUAUUGGAUGGCAUAGAAAGAAGAUCCCUCAAGACAGAUUCAAGGAUGGAAGUUCCAAGGCGCAAGUGUGAUGCAUCUGCUGACAUGCCAAUUCAGGUACCAAGACGUACAUCGGACGUAUUGAAGGUAUCAAAUGAUUCGCCUAUUUCCGUUCCAAAACGUACAUCGGAUACACCAGUCGAUCCUCCAACACGGAGUUACUCUAGCGGUUCAGAUGAUCCACUAGUGCUGCAUUCAGAAAAGCUGACAAGUCGACAUAACAGACUAAGAAGAAAAAUGGCAUCCGAUGUACCCUUGGCUCGGCCAAGCCGAUUUGUGAGUCUACCUCCUUCCGAAGUUGAAGGACCUUCCGGUCAUAUGAGCAGAAAAGAAAUUCAAAUGUUCAAAGCAAAACCAAUGAUACAAGAAAAAGAAACAGUCGUAGCAACUGCAGCUAGUUUGUCCAUUUUGCAAUUCGAGGAUGGAAAUAUUCAAAGUCACGCAUUGGAUGUUGAAGAAAAGUCGGCAUAUUGGAUUAAGAGAAAAGAGAAGGUUGGCUUUGGCUCCAUGGAACGGUGUCCUAGCCCCUACUGUAGCCUUCCACCUUUCGAAGUCGAAGAUGCGUAA